This is a messenger RNA of Epinephelus fuscoguttatus (brown-marbled grouper), 3091 nucleotides long. It is a transcript of the gene simc1, whose product is annotated as SUMO interacting motifs containing 1. The record is from RefSeq and is a predicted model, not a curated record. The transcript is spliced from 11 exons. The coding region runs from base 341 to 2977 and encodes 878 amino acids. NCBI's taxonomy places the organism in Eukaryota, Metazoa, Chordata, Actinopteri, Perciformes, Serranidae.
AAACUACAGAAGAAACAUGACAACAAAAAACAGGAAGCGUCAAAUUUCAGAUGUGCCAGUUGUACAGUUGAAUCAACCACAUGGACGCCAUGUCAUCGGAUUGUGUUUAUCAGAUGUAUCAUAAGGUUUAAGCUUGUUAGUUAACUCGCUGCGUCCCGGGAAUCAUGAAGAGACAGUCAUAUUCAAAACCACUGGCGAGGAACAAGGAAACAAGGAAAUGCCACCACACGCCCUGAGGACCGGGGCGACUGUCAUGGCUCCGCCUAAGGUGAUACUGGAUAUUACCCGCAUUAUCUGCUGAAGUUUCCGUGUUGUAAGAGGUUGAAGAGAGUGAGGAGAAAUGGCUGAUGUGAUCACCCUCAGCUCUGACAGCGAGAAGGACGACUCUGAUGUGGAGAUUAUCGGCUGCUACAGUAACGUCAUGACCAAAGAUGACCCUCUGCCUCUCACAGCAGUGCGAGUGCACGUUGACGACAUCAACGUCUCACCGCUUUAUAUUGACCUCAAGGAUCCUAAAUGGACUCUUCCAGAGCUGAAGUUGCGUGCAAGGCGAAAAUCCCCUGCCGUGACAGUGGUGGACCUGACUGAGGGCGAUGUAGAUGAUGAGACAAAACAGGAGACGGCUAAUUUGCCACCAGAUGACCCUCUAAUAGUAAAAGAAAGUGCAACCAAAAACCAAACUUCAAACAAUCAAGAUUUUAACUUACAGAAAAGCUCUUCAAGAGACCCAACCGUUACUGCGCUACAGCCGGACUGUAGUAACUUAAAGCCAAAGAAGAGGCGCCUGGACUCUCAAACACAACACCAAGAGCAGACUGAUAACGCACACCAUCACACAGCAUUUGUAAAACUGAGACGAUUGCCUUGUCUUGAAACUCAUGUUGCUUUAAACAAAAAUUGCACACAAAUGUCACUGCACCUUAGUCAACUAGACAAUACAAGUGAAACUGCAAAAUGCAUUAGUAAUUUGAGAACUACCACAACAAAUGGCCCUCACACAGAUCCCUCAUUAGAUGAGUCUCCUCCUAAGGUGGUUGAAUCUCUCAUCAGACAGGAGGAACAAGAGAGCAAUAAUGAAUUUACAAACACACAGUUAAAUGCUAAUAUAUCUCAGCAUCUACAGAGCCCAGCUGACCACCCCUGCUCAGAUAAAGGGGGCACUGAUGCAACCUUAAAGGAGCACAGCACUCAUGAAGAUGAGAGGGAUGACUUUUGCUCAUCCGUGCUCAUCCCUUCUCCAACAUCCUGUUCUCCAUCUCAGGAUAAAGCACAGGGUUCCUUACAAAGAGAAGUCCUCUCCUCCAAACUGGAACAACUGGGAUUAGACAAAGCACAAUUCAGUCAAAGCCAUCUCUCUGAUCACUCAUCCUCGCACUAUUCUACCACUCUACCAAACCCUUCGGAGCCUUAUACCCUUGACUCUCUGUCCCAAACAGGUACCAUAUCUCAUAACCCAAUGAGCCAAGUCGACCCAGCGCCCACCUCUGAGUCUACACUAGCUGAGAAAACGCCUGAGUGGCAAUUGGAGGAGGUAAACAAUGACGAGGCCUCUAACAGCUCUGACUGUUUGCGCUUUAGCAUCCCCAGUGAACCUCCUUUAUCUGAGAACAUGGAUGACGAAUCUGGGGCCGGGACAUACAGAGGCGAUCUGAUCAUUGACAGUCCUGUGUCUCUUCUUUGGCAAGAGGGGAGUGACGGAGACGAAGGGAACAAAGAGAGCAGAUUUGAUAUGGACUUCAGGGCAGCCAGUAAAGAGGACAGGCAAUUUGUGUGUCCGGUUACACUCAGGAAAAUAAUGUCUGGACCAGCUCAAGCACUGUUCAAUGAGGAAGAUGACGGAUUUGGAACCCCAGAGGUGCUGUGUCGUCAGAGCCUGAGCCUGGUUUACAGUACCAUCGAUGAGGGCUACCCAGAGGGCACUUUGCAGCUCUUGUCUGACCUGCUACAGCCUGGUUACUAUCCCCCCAGAGAUAUCACCUCCCACCUGCUGCGUGGCAUUCUGCUCGACCCACAGUGCCCUUAUCACCUGUGCGUGCAGGCCUUUAAUCUGUUAAUGAGGACACAGAGACAUCACAUGGCGGAUAAAACCACUAUUCCAUGGGACUGGGAGUUGUUGACCUCAGUCAUGACCAGUCAGGACCAUACAAAGAGACAUCAAUGUGAGGUUGUGCGUAUGCUCCUGGAAUAUGUUGUGCAGACUUUGGAAGAUGACUUCCAGGCCAAAUGCUCCGUCUCUGCCCUCAACCGCUCCAUCGCCAAGGAAGUAUUGUCAUGUGAUCAGCAGUUCCAUCGCAUCAGGGAUGUCAUCAAGUGGCUCUUUUCUGCCAUUAUAAAGUCAACAGAGCAUCGAGAGUGUAAAGAAGCAGCCAAAGAGAGAGAUGAACAAAUCAGAAUGGUGUUCAUCUUCCAGAGGAUGCUGUCCUUGGCUCUGGAGGUGGACCGCUCUCCAGCUCUAAACUCGGCCAAGCUGUCCCAGGAGCUCUUCCAUAUGCUCAUCAGCGAUAUACCUCUACGAGCACACAGAAUGUUGUUGCUCGAGAGCCUGCAGAGCAAGCUGCUGAGAUGUAAGCUGUUGGAACAUCUGUUGGACUAUGCAUGCCCAAUGAAAAUCUCUCUGCCCAUGUCACUCAGUCUCCUGCUUCACUUUCUGAAGUUCUGCACUUUGGCACCAGACCCUUCGGACGGUACUGAAAGGUGGCACAAGUGGGAAGAGCUGGUCCAUCUUCUCUGGAUGCUGCUGCUCAGCUACAACAAAGCAAUGAAAGGCUAUCUGUGCAACUCAGUCUCCGAACAAAGAGGCAGAGUCGUCAACUUGGUCUACAAGCCAGAUGAUAUCGUAUCUAAGCCCGCCAUUUGUGAGGCAGUGGAGGCCUUCCUGUCCAGAUCCCAGGCUGACAUCGGCCAAGCUUUACCUCUCCAUGUGGAGGAGUCCCUCACCUAUCUACAGGAUCACCUGUUAGAUGUCUGUCAGUGUUGAAUUUUAAAAAUAAAAAUGUGUGUGUGUGUUCAUUUUCUUGGACGAUUAAUAAACCAUUGUACUAAUUUAAUAUUUAUAUAUUUUUGUAAGAGUUGAAUAAAUAAACGAGUUGAA